AUGGCCUGCACUGAAAAACUAGACAGGACUCAGGUGCCCCUAGACUACAGCCUGCACUGGCCAGAAGGCUUGAAGGGCGAAGAGAUAAAGAAGUGCAGCCGAGAAGGGGUAACACAGAGUAAAUACAACCAGCAGUACCACAAGCUGUUUAAGGACAUCCCUUUGGAGGAGGUGGUUCUCAAAGUGUGCUCCUGUGCUCUCCAAAAGGACUUCCUGCUCCAGGGCCGGCUCUACAUCUCCCCCAACUGGCUCUGCUUCCAUGCCAGCCUCUUUGGCAAGGAUAUCAAGGUAGUCAUUCCUGUGGUAUCUGUGCAAAUGAUCAAAAAACACAAGAUGGCACGACUUCUUCCAAAUGGACUGGUCAUCACAACCAACACCAGUCAGAAGUAUGUGUUUGUGUCCCUGCUGUCCCGGGAUAGUGUGUAUGAUAUGUUAAGGAGGAUCUGCACCCACCUACAGCCUUCCAGCAAGAAGAGCCUGAGUGUGAGAGAGUUUCCUGAGGAACCUGAGUGCGAGUCUCUGGAAGUCCUCAUUCCCGAGAUGAAAUGGAGAAAAGUGUGCCAUGCCUCCAGGUCCCUGUCCCUCCCAGACAACAUCCCUUGUAUCUCUCGGGCAUCUGUGGGCUCCAGGGACAACUUCUUCCCCUCCAGGAAGCCACCAGGAUUUGGUGAGUUCAAGAGUGCUUGUCUACGUAUCAAGGAGGGACAGGGAGACUGGCAUUUCGGGGUGGGGCUGGGCUCUUCCCUGCCCCAGAAGAUGCCUAACUGCUCUUUCAUUGCAGACGAUGCUGUCUGUGAGGAGGACACACUGGAGGAGGAACUCAAGAGUGACGAUGAGCUGAGGCUCUGGGAUUACCGGCUCCUCAAGGUCUUCUUUGUGCUCAUUUGCUUCCUGGUCAUAUCCUCAUCCUACCUGGCAUUCCGCAUCUCCCAGCUGGAACAGCAGCUAUGCUCCCUGAAUUGGAAUGGGCCAGUCCCUGGGCACAGGUAA
Messenger RNA from Chrysochloris asiatica (Cape golden mole), 990 nucleotides. It is a transcript of the gene GRAMD2A, whose product is annotated as GRAM domain containing 2. Gene Ontology annotation, biological process: regulation of store-operated calcium entry. Gene Ontology annotation, molecular function: phosphatidylinositol-4,5-bisphosphate binding. The transcript has 10 exons. NCBI's taxonomy places the organism in Eukaryota, Metazoa, Chordata, Mammalia, Afrosoricida, Chrysochloridae. Gene Ontology annotation, cellular component: organelle membrane contact site; extrinsic component of cytoplasmic side of plasma membrane; endoplasmic reticulum membrane. The coding region runs from base 1 to 990 and encodes 329 amino acids. The record is from RefSeq and is a predicted model, not a curated record.